Molecule: messenger RNA, 2161 nt
Organism: Branchiostoma belcheri (Belcher's lancelet)
Lineage: Eukaryota; Metazoa; Chordata; Leptocardii; Amphioxiformes; Branchiostomatidae
Product: protein maelstrom homolog
Exons: 14
Coding region: 126-1604 (492 amino acids)
Biological process (GO): spermatogenesis; regulation of miRNA-mediated gene silencing; piRNA processing
Cellular component (GO): P granule; nucleus
Molecular function (GO): sequence-specific DNA binding
Source: RefSeq, a predicted model, not a curated record
AUGAUCCAUUCAAAAGUUGAAGAAGACGGAUGACGAGCCUCGGAGGACGGGAGCUAGCGGCCUCCUCAUUUUUUAGGAGACUUUUUGAGUAAUUUCUUCGGCUCUAGUGCGACAGAGAAGACAAGAUGCCCCCGAAGAAGAAGAACAAGCCACAAAGGAACGGCUUCUGGGUGUACAUGCAAGAGAUGAUCCCGGAGUUCAAGCGACAGGGCUACCAGAUGCCAAACGGCAUGGCAGAUGUUGUCAAACUCGCCCACCCAUCUUGGAAGGCCCUGCCGGAUAGUGAGAGGCAGGCGUAUGAUAGGCAGGCCAAGGCACUCAAACAGAGCGCCGCUGCUAUGGGCGGUCGCCUGGACUGUAUGGGCAGACCUUUAGCUGACCGAGUGGACACAGAAGAAGUGAUGCAGAAGAGACGUCGGGAGGAGAGGAAGAGAGUUGUGCAAGCCUGGCCUCCGGGAAAUGGUGUUGUUCAGGAGAAGUUCUUGUUGCUGAGUAUCCAGUCGCUGUGUGAGCUGCCUGAUAACAUGGGCUACAUGCCGUGUGAGAUCGGAGUGGUGGAGUAUUCCCUACAGGACGGUAUCACACGGGAGUUCCACCGGUUCAUCAAACCCGGGAAACCACCGCUGGGGUAUAGAUACCUGUGCCAGAGUACCAGUGACAACACACAUCAGAUCCCUGUUGAGGGGUUUGAGCUUGCUGAGGGCAACUACCACCAACUCUGGGCAGACCUCUGCAACUUUGCCAGCCCCAACGGCAGAAACUUUCCUCCACUCUACAGCCAGGUGACACACACUGCCAUGUGUGAGUGGUGCUUGGACUGGUUGGCAGAGAGGGCUGAGGAGUACAACAGGUUCCGAGUGUACGAGUUGGAUGGACUAAUUCAGGACUUGUACGAACACCACAGCGGCCCUCCCCCGUCCAUGAGCAUGAUCGCCUCCAUCCUGAACACUUCAGUCUUCGACUAUGAGGAAGGGUCCAGUUGUGAGUACCAUGCCAGCAAGGAGGUGAAGCAUUGUGCGCUGGGAGCAGUCAAGAGAUUCUGUUUCUCUAUCAGUGACUCCAUGGCACAAGUGUACGGCCUGGAGCUGACUCCCCGCCACCUCCCCGAGAGACCUGAGAACAAGGGCCACUACACCAUCCUGCCCUCUGAUGCCUUUGCUCUGGACCGAAGGCCUGCAUAUGAUCCUCCAUAUCGGCAGAGGCCACCAUCACAGCCUAGAGGACCAACCUACAACCCCCCUUCUUCCUAUGGCAGAGACCAGCGCAAUGGUGUUGCAGUUGCCUCAUCCUCUGAUGGUGCCUUCCCUGCAAGGGACAUACGUGUACAUGCACAACCGAGCCAUUCAGCCAGCUCCUCAAGUGUGCCUGAAACCCAAGCACUGCGGAUACCUACCACUCCUGGUUUUGUUGCCCAGCUGAGUGGUGCUGUUGUGGCAGGCCUGGGGCGCGGGCGCGGGCGCGGUGCCCUGGGACUGACACCUGAACAGAUGAGGAACCUGACAACCGGCGGGAGACCCCAAUCUCAGUCUGUUGGAGGUCUGCAGCAGCAGAUGGCCGGCCUGACUGUUCAUACUCAGCCCAUCGGCCAGGAGACAUUUGAUUGACGCAGAGUACCCAACAACACCAGUCUGUCUACAUUCAACCAAACGGUGGAGAAACCUUUGAAAGUUUGGACUACGGGACAACGCUCCAGCCUGAUUGUCCACUUUAAUGGACAAGCCAGGAAACAUUUAACUGACAUAGACAACAGAACAACACUCGUCUGACUGUCCACUCUGACUCACGUGGACUGCAUUCCAUAAAACAUUCCAGCUUCCAACACUCUACCUUUUUAUUUGUCCAUAUUUCAUAUUUCUGCAGUUAUAAAAGGAACAACCGCUCUCAAAAGUUCCAGGAUACAGUAUACAGCCUUACCUAUCUCAGCAAUGGCUCAGUUGAUCAUUUUUUGUUUUUUUUUUACAAAGGACUUUUUUUUUACAAAGAGUUCAGAUACUAGUAAAGUAGUAGUUGAAACUAAUCAUGUUUACCUACCUGUUGUGUAAGUGAAGCACCUUAAGUAAAAAUCAUUUUGAUAAUGUGUGAUGAUCUUCUUGUUUGUGUAUGAGUAGACCGUCAGUGCCUUGUCCUACUGAAUGCUCGUUACACCCAAUAACUGUUUCAA